This is a messenger RNA of Blepharisma stoltei, 813 nucleotides long. NCBI's taxonomy places the organism in Eukaryota, Ciliophora, Heterotrichea, Heterotrichida, Blepharismidae. The record is from the annotation of a GenBank genome assembly.
AUGGCUCUAUCACAUCCAAGCGUCUCAGAGGUGCAAGCCUACUGAAAUGCUGCCUCAGAAUGGUACAUUGAAUCAGCAGAAGUCUCAGCACUUACUAUCUAUUCUGCUUUGCUUCCAGUUAUAGACACAAAAAAUGCUCAUAAAAUUUGUGAUGUUGCAUGUGGCUCAGGGAGAGAAAUAUCUCUUUUACUUAGUCUUCUUCCUCAGGAUUCAGAAAUAUGGGCAAGCGAUAUAUCAGAUGCUAUGGUCGAUAAAGCUUUGCAGAGGAAUCUUCCUAGAACUCACAUAAUUCAAGCUUCCAAUGACGCUUUGCCAUAUAUAGACAAUAAUUUUGACAGAUAUAUUGCCAAUUUAUCUUUAAUGUAUGUUCCCGAUGCUAGUUUGAUGAUAAGAGAAGCUUGAAGAGUUCUCGCCCCUGGAGGAAUUGCUAUUUUUUCAGUAUGAGGGAGAAGAGAACACUGCACCUUAGAAGCACUUUGGGAGCAAGCUUUAUUCGAUGUCGUUGGCAGCCAAGCCAAAUCCAAGAGAUCUCCUUUUUACUUAUCUGAUUCAGGAGAGCUGAAAUCUCUAGUAAAAAAUUGUGGAUUCAAUAAAGUUUUUAGCUAUUUCACAGCUGCACCUUUUGCCGGCACAGGAUUUGAAGAGACGAUGUCUUUUUAUGCCCAUUUUCCUAGAGUUCUUGCAAUUAAAAACCAAUACGAUGAGUCUACAUUUCAAAGAUUUUGGACCAGGCUUACAGAGCUGGUCCAAGAAAUCGUAGAAAAAGAAGAAGUCUUGAUGUUUGACGUCCAGGUGGUUUUAGCAUAUAAAUAA